AUGGAUAUCCCUCGCCUGAUCAAUACCAUUGGCUGGGGUGACAUCCUACCUAAUCGAAACUUCGGGUUUCGACCUGAGGCUGUUCGUAUGUUCUAUACUAAUAUGAAGCCCUGUCUUCACAUCUCUCCACCAUGUUUCACUACUAUAGUGUACAACUAUCUUAUCACACUCAAUGUGGAGUUGGUGUCCUUGCUUCUUGGGAUUCCUGUCUGUGGUGCUGAAGUCAUGAAUGAACUUGACUUUCAUUCAGUUGAGUUCAAUGAAGGAGAUGCCUUGCGGCUGUACACUAGGGAUACUGGCCGGUACUAUCCUUCUGAAUUUCAUGCUGGGAGACUUCCUGAUGAUCUCAAGGUUCUGCAUUUUUACAUCACUAGGUUGUUCCUUCCUCGUUCGUUUGGCCUCAAUACUAUUUAUCCAUCUGAUUUAUGGAUUCUAGCCAGUGCCAAGGAGAAUCGAGUUAUAAGCUAUCCCCAUUUGAUGUUCGACCAUAUGUUGAACUAUCAUGCUGAUAACUUUGAAGCCGAGCUUCCUUUUGCUCCACAGAUCACUCAGAUUCUGUUGGCAUUAGGAAUUGACUUAAUGUUCAAAGUAGCUCGUGUGGACAUGCUUAGCUCUCUUCGUGCUCAGUUCAUUCUGCGCAAGGUAGAUGCCUCGGUUGGUCGUAGAUGCCCUCUAGUCAAUGCUCCAGGGGGAGACUCAGCUGCCCAUGGGUUGCCUGAGGAUGGUCUCAGUCUUGCUGACCUAGAUGGGGAUGAAGCAGUGAGAGAACCGGAGAUACGUGUCAGAGAUAAUGGCAAGCGACCUAUGGAGGAUCCGUUAGAGGCUGUUCAAGCCAUGUUCAGGCAAGAAGAGGCAAGCAGCAGCAGGACUAUGAUGAUGGAGGAAGAAGAUGCAAUUUCUGACUAUGUUCCAUCACCAAAGUUUGAGUUUUAA
Messenger RNA from Linum tenue, 933 nucleotides. The record is from the annotation of a GenBank genome assembly. NCBI's taxonomy places the organism in Eukaryota, Viridiplantae, Streptophyta, Magnoliopsida, Malpighiales, Linaceae.